Messenger RNA from Pungitius pungitius (ninespine stickleback), 6115 nucleotides. RefSeq names its product family with sequence similarity 83 member Ha (gene sack1ha). Lineage: Eukaryota; Metazoa; Chordata; Actinopteri; Perciformes; Gasterosteidae. Gene Ontology annotation, molecular function: keratin filament binding; protein kinase binding. The record is from RefSeq and is a predicted model, not a curated record. The transcript has 6 exons. Gene Ontology annotation, biological process: intermediate filament cytoskeleton organization; protein localization to cytoskeleton; positive regulation of cell migration. The coding region runs from base 360 to 5000 and encodes 1546 amino acids. Gene Ontology annotation, cellular component: keratin filament.
AGCACCCUGAACGAGGAGGCUACUCGGGAUCAGCCCGGCUGUCAGUAGCUGGAUCAGCGGAGUCCAGACAUGUGAGAGUUGGGCCGCCUUAGGACAAAAGUCGCCGUGGAGCUCCGGACGAGGCGGGGCGACGCGCCGCGCACAUCGUGGCUCUCCGUGCGCCUCCAACAUGCCUCAAGCAUGACAACCAACUGGUUGGGCUGCGUGACAACGGGGGACGACACAGACGAGAGGAAAGUUCCCAAAAACUGGAAGAGAAGCAAGUCGCAGUCGUGACGAAAAAAAAAAACACGGCGAAGAGGAGCGCGCGACGGGUUUAAAGUUUAACGGAGAAGAAGCUUGACGAGUGAGAUUACAGGAUGGCACGCCGCUCCCAGUGUUCCUCUAAUGGGGAUAACCCCCUGGACCCCAACUACCUCCCCCCUCACUAUCGGGAAGAGUACCGCUUGGCUGUUGACCAUCUGAUUGAGGAGGACUUGGAGGGAUACUAUCAGUUCCUCCAAAAGGCAGAUGUGGUGAACUUCCUGUCUCAACCGGAAAUUGAGUACAUUCAGAGCUCGGUUCAGGUCCCUCAGCCGAGACACAAGCCUGAACAACAUUUCCUGGAGCCCGGAGGAGAUAACUCCUCAGACACUUACUGGCCGAUGCACUCUGACCUGGACGCCCCAGGUUUGGACCUCGGCUGGCCUCAGCUGCACCACUUCAUCGGACCGACAGAGGUCACGACUCUGGUCAACCCCCCUGAGCCGGAAAUGCCGAGUAUUAAAGAGCAGGCCCGCCGACUUAUCAAGAAUGCCCAGCAGGUGAUUGCCAUAGUGAUGGACAUGUUUACUGACGUCGACAUGUUUGCUGAUAUUCUCGACGCUGCCAUGAGGAAUGUUGCCGUCUACCUCAUCUUAGACGAGCAGAAUGCACAUCACUUUGUCAACAUGGUGUCCAACUGCAGAGUCAAUCUACAGAACAUUCAAUUUUUACGGGUGAGAACAUUGUCUGGCAUCACGUAUCACUGCCGCUCAGGGAAAUCCUUUAAGGGGCAGAUGAUGGAUCGCUUCCUGUUGACAGACUGCAGGGCUGUGUUGAGUGGGAACUACAGCUUCACGUGGUCUUUUGAGAAGCUCCACCGUUGCAUGGCACACCUUUUCCUUGGACAGCUUGUAUCUACCUUUGAUGAAGAGUUUCGGAUUCUGUUUGCUCAGUCCCAGCCGCUUCUGAUCGACAACUUCACCCCAAUGGAAGAGUUCGGCCUUUCAAAAACCAGGCAAUAUCCAAGUGAUAGAAUACUGCAUAGAGAGCCAAAGGGCUUUCAGAUGCUGGACACCGCUCAUCCGGAGGAGAGACAUCGCUAUGAUGAACGCAUGGAUGUAGAUUGGAGAAUGAUGCCCCUUAGAAAGCAGGAGCCCCUGCACGGCCCUGCAGAUGUGUACAGUAGACUCGAGAAAUCUCGCAUGGAUCCGCCUUUUGACCAUGGCCCGACCAAGAUGCCCAUGAUAGAAAACCUUGCCGCCAAACGUCACAGUUUUACUGAAGACGCUCAUGGUCGAUUCUCUCAUCCAUUUUUGCAGCAGAGAAUGCUAGAGCCUGAGAACAAGGAACGUCAGUCCCAGCGGGGGCAGCAGCCUGGACCAGGUCCAGGAAAAGAAGGCGAUUACAGUAGCUAUGACAAGUUUUGGAACCAAAACUUUUAUACAGCAGAUCAGUACGUUCAACCUGGUUUAUCUCAAGAAGUGGAACCACAUGACAACUUUAACCUUGUGCAUAGCUAUUUAUUAUCUACCAGAAAUGCAGACUAUGACCAGGGCUCAGAGGAAUUACCGCCUGAAGCAAACUUACCUUUUGGGUCACCUCACCCUAGGAGAUCAAAUGUAGGUCAGCCGCAUGCUUGUCAAACAUCUCACACCUCCUCAAGUCUGACUGAUCAGAAGCAGUUUUUACAGGAGUCUAAUGCUGACUGCAAGGAUCCUACGGUGAAACGGGGGCUAAGAAACUGGAGGAUUAGCUCAUACCUGAGUGGAUGUGAAAAUCAAGAUGAAGGUCUUCCGUUGACAUCACCUGAUGCAUCAGAUGCUUUUGAAGAGCCCUCUAAACCCGUACAGCAAGUACAUGUAUCAGUCCCUAAAAGAGAGUUUAAGGUUCCUGCAAUGCCCCGGGCAAGUCAAAUGCCAAGUUAUGCCAAAAUCAAUGUGCGAGAACAGAAAUUGCCAGAUGAACCCACUGCAGUAGCAACAGAAACCAAAACAACGCCGACACCUUCAGAGUCAUCGUCCACAUCAGAAAAGAUAGAGGAGGCAGAGCCAAAAGAACCCCAAACUGCUGUUGUUCGAAGGGGGGAGUCGUUCCGUAGGAAAUACAAUGCUGCUCUACCGAGGGGCUCAAGGUUAAGAUCUUCUCUGAUAUUCAGCUCAAUGGAGCAGCACAAUACUUCUCAAGAUACCAAAACUGCACUGGACCAACAGGAUGAGGAAAGUGACAAAAAUGAGGCAGACCAGACCAAAUUAACUUGUGUUUCUCAAGUUUUCGGACAAAGGAAGUCUAAGGCAAGAGACCCUUUUCAGUGGAGCCGUGACAUGAAGUCAGCUACUUUCCAUAACUCUGCCUCAGACCUAUCCAAACCAGAGAAUGAAAACAGCAAAGAUGAUGAUAAAGAUUCAUCAAAGGAUAAAAAGUCAGAGGUACAAGAAUCACUAAAACCACCGGCCGGAGAGCAAGUUCAGCCAGAAAAGCAACUCAAACCGUUGUUCCCAACUCCACCUUGUGUUGAUAUGAGUGAUCCUGAUGACAGGCUCCGGUUUUUCAAGGAGUUGGCAGCAAAACGCAGAGCCGCUAAGGCUGCAGAAACUGAAAAAAGCAAAGAGAAAGCUCCAAUGAAACCACCAACUGAAUUCAAAAAUAACGCUGCACUUAAAAAGGAAGAGCCUGUACCAAAAGACACCACUGAAAAGAUGGCUGAGGGUAUACUUGAUGGAAAUGAUACUGCAGAGGAUUCAGGGACAACAGCCUCCACAGAGGCACACAAGUCACUCAGUCCAUCUUUAGAUACUGAUGGGGCUAACAAGCAGAACCAUCUGGUCACGGCUGACCCAAAUAUCUCCCACAGCUGUCAACAAGAACAAACCAGAGUUUCACCUCCUUCAGAGACGAGAGAGCUGAAGAACAGCCAAUUAGCAGCGACCAUGCCUGUUUCUGCACAAACAGAGGAAACUCCGAGCAAACCACCCCAGGAGCUCCAUCUGUCCAAUGCUGCUGUCAAACAGAGUAGCCCCAUUCCCCCUCCUACACCACCACCCAUGCACAACUCACCACCAAACGCUACUCCUGCUAGUGGUUCUUCUCUUGCACAAGUUAAUGAUGAAAGUGAAAGGAAAGGCUUUGACCCCACCCCAAAGAAGUCCGGUUCACUCUCCCCCGGUUUAGUUGAGGAAUCGCCAUCCUCCAAAAUUGCUGCAUUUGCUGCUCCUCUGCCACCCGAAGAAGACACAGAACUCAGCACUUCUGACCCAUCGGGCCAAAGCCCUUUUGCUGGUAACACUGUGCAAGAUUCUGGUUCACAGAUAAAUCCAAGUCCGUCCUCCUCUAGCUGUGCAUCGCUUUCCUUCUCAGCAGAGACUAAAUCCCUAGAAGAUUUGAGCUCAACACUAACUUCCAGUACGUUGUCCUUGAAUGCAGAGGCAUCUGUCUGCCUCUCACCUCCAGAAGCCUCCCAGGUGACAUCAUCUGAGACCCUUUCAGCAGCUGAGUCAGCAUAUGUGGGAGAUGAAGUUUCUCCUGAUGAAUGUGCUGGUGGUUCAGAUCUAAUCACAUCCACAUCCCAGUCUAGUGAAAAGAUAGACACUGAACAAUCGUGUGGUCCUACACCUGCAAAACCUGUUCCUGAAUCACAAAACAGCUCUACAAACAGCUCUUCAAAGGGUGAUGGAGAGGAAUCUCUGGAUAUUGGAUCAUCAAAGAAUGUAACAUCUGCAAGCCCGUCUCCUAACCUUAGCCCUUCCUCUGCUGAAUUGUGUUUACCUAAUUUAUCGGAGUUGGAAAGUAAAUCAAUAGAUGCUCAAAAUGACACUAUUACUUCGACCCUCUCCCCAGGUGAGCCUCCACCUGAGCACAGUGCAGCAAAAAGCAGCUCUCCUGUCCCUCCAGACUCUCCACCUAAUGCUGCUCAGUCAGAAAGACAAGCGACACCUCCCUCAUUCCUUAACCUGACAACAUCGGUCUCUCCCCCUCCAAUUGACCCAGAAUCAUGUUCUUCUCCUCUAACAGAGUUUGUUGGAUCCGUUUCUUCCCCUGAGGCUGAAAAAACAUUGACUACAUUGCACAGCCACUCAGAUAGUGGAGGCUUUUCUGAGCAGAUUGCAACAGACUCGACUGAAACGCCAAUGCUUCCAUCAACAGAAACCUCUUUCUCAACAGAGCCCACUCAGCCAAGCAAAACACCUGAAUCUGUGGCUCUUGAAGCCCACCCUCUGGAAUCACCUGUAUCUGCUGAGUGUAGUCACGUCGACCCGCCUGACCCUUAUGAGAUAAAAACUGAUGAUACAGAGGCCACCAUUACGGUAAAUAAAUCUACUAUAGAGGUGUCAGAAUGCAGUGAGAAAACAAAUCAACUAGUUGGACAAAAUAACUGCUCUGAACCGGCGGAGGUCCCAUCAGACGAAGUUGUUCCUGCAUCCCCACAGUCCAAGAUGCCCAAAUCAAGUCAUUCCCGCUACCAAUCAUCCACAGCCAACCUGCUCUCCAGCAGCAACCUCCGAGAUGACACAAAGCUGCUUUUGGAGCAAAUCUCUGCUAAUAGCCAGAGCAGGAUAGAAGCUGCUAAAGAGUGUCCUGUCACUGAUGACGAGAAAGAAGACGAAGCUGACAAAAAUGCCAAAAGAGAGAAAGAAAGAGGGAUGAGGUCACUCAGCAGAGGGCAGCCCAAGACGAGUGAGCAGCGGGAAAAGGCGCUGGAGAAAAUUCAGACCAUGAGGAAGGAGAGGAAAGUUUACAGCCGAUUUGAGAUGGCACCUUAAAUGGAAUCAGUGUCAGCACAGCGUUUGCAGAGAGAAAGAAAGUCAAUUCGAUGCAGAAAAGAUAACCGCUAUUUAAUAGAAAUGGGAUUUCUCUGCUUGUUGACAUUUUGUUAUGAAGAAGCAGAGGACCUGUAUCAGCGGCACAGAACUCUGAAGAGUAAAACUACCAGUAAUACAUCAUCACUUGUGUCAUGGCCAACAAGGUGUGAGAGGGAUCAAAUACGGUAUCACUGACUGGAUGGGUCAAGUGCAAUGUUUGCAACGGGUUGGGUCUCUGAUGAGGUCUGACCUUAUUACAGCCACGACAGCCAUUACAUUAGUUGGAACUCUUUUUAUGACAUAAGGUGUUUAUAUAAAAGGAUAAAUAAAUAGAUCACACGAAGUACUCACUGUUAUAUACUGUUUAUAUUGUACAAUUCCACAACCGUGGUAAUCACAUGUUUGUGAAGCUUGUAAGUAUAUAUAUCUAUAUAUAGAUAUAUAUAGAUAUAUAUACAAUGGACAUGGAACUGAAAAACUAGGUUGUGCAUAAAAAACAAACGUAAGGAAGCUAUUUCUUUUGUGUUUGAAGCCGAAGCUCUCAGAUUGGCUAGAUGCCAAAGGGUUAAGUGUCUAUAUAGUUAUUUGCUUUUUUAAUAAAAACUGUACAUCCCUGUACACUGAAACAAGUCGUUCCCAAACUGCAAAGAUUAUACCCUUGCCAUAUGUAAAAGGAAUGUGUUUUUCUGUCUUCUGUGCCUGACUCUGAAAAAAGUGUUCUGUCCAUACAGGCAUUUUUCAAAGCAAAGACGUUUUGACUUGUCACAAUAUGAAAAGUGGAGGUGUUCCAGUAUGCCAGUAGGCCAUGACGCUGUGAGCGUGAGGCAGCAUGAACAAACCCGGGACCCUGAAGAAGGAUCAUUUGUUUUAUUACUUACACCUCUGCUUGUCCUGUCGAGACAUGUCCAAAUGUCUUCUGUGGUAUAAGCCGUCCCUAAAAUGGCAUCUAUUUCAUGUUCUGUAAAAGAAAUCACAUCGCGGGAACAUCAUUUUUUUGCCAAAAUAAGACAGGAAUGUCAUUUUUAACAUGUUCAGGGGAUUUGUGUAGUGAUUAAAAAUCAGCUCUCCGAUUUGGA